Molecule: messenger RNA, 2040 nt
Organism: Vespa crabro (European hornet)
Lineage: Eukaryota; Metazoa; Arthropoda; Insecta; Hymenoptera; Vespidae
Exons: 4
Coding region: 444-950 (168 amino acids)
Biological process (GO): septate junction assembly
Source: RefSeq, a predicted model, not a curated record
AGAACUCAAUGCGUCACGUUCGGCGUUCCAGUUUAACUCGCGCCUUCUCGGAGCGUGUUUCGCUUCUUCGCUGACAGCUUUUUUAAAAAAUCGCGGACAAUGUGCAAUCAUAAAGCAUUAACUGAAUCAUCUUAAUCGAGAAAUUUCAUCUCAUUGGUCGUUGAAAAUCAGAUAUAUUAAAAAAUAAAUAAUAAAUAUUUCUCAUUUUUCUUUUUCUGUUUUUUUUUCUUUUCUUUUUUUGAUUUUUGUUUUUUUUUUUUUAUGAAAGUGAAUUGAGUUUGACAGUGUCAAGUAUUAGUAAAUUCCAAAAAAACAACGUAAAUUUUUCAAUAAUUUACAAUUAGUGAUUGUUUUGGACAAAUAAACGUAACGUAACGUGAUUAAGGUAGAUCUAGUAUUUCUUCAAGCUGGGCGACAGUAGGGGAAAACAUCGCAGGGUCAGAAUGGCCGACGAAAAUCAACGAGCAACUCAAGUUCCCAAGGAGAAUAAAAUCUCAAAACAUGUUACCAUUUUUUUUAAAGUGAUCGAAAUUAUUUUAGCCAUCUUCGCGAUUGGUCUUUUGGUUGAUCCUUUAAAUUCGUUUCAACGAGUCUUUAACAAGUCACGAUUUAAAUUAGACGAUGCAGCAUUCAUUUAUGUAACAGUCGCUGGUUAUAUUAUGAUAAAUUCGCUUUUUAUCAUAUGCCAUUUGCUGGGCGAUCGAUUACCAAAAAGAACGAUGAUAUUAUUUGCUUCAUUGGGUGCGAUUCUACAUAUAAUAGCGGGUAGCCUAAUCGUUCACAACUGGCGUACUAUUCAAAGGCCCUACUACCACAUGCAAAAUAACGAAUUAUAUCCGAGCAAACAAUACAUGGACAUGUUAAUAUCUUCUUCAGUUUUUGUCUUUAUAAACGCUUUGACUUUCGUUGUGGAAAUUUGUUUGAUUCUAAAAUAUUCAACGAGAACAUGAGAAUCUACAAAAAUGGAUGAUCAGCUCGAACGAAAGUAUUAUUCUUGAGGCAUAAUAAAUCAAUAAUAUUUAUCAAUAAAUAAUAAAUAUUCAUCGAUAAUUUAAAAGAAAGAUUUUGUGAUCAAAUGGUUAUCUGAAAGGUAAGAAUUACCACCGAUUGUGUUCGUAAAAAAAAUAUUAUCGAAAUCAGAUCCAUUUCUAUGUUCAGAUCCAUAUGUAAUUUCUAAUCGAUUGUGUCUUAUCAAUCAAUUAAAUUAACUUUAAUUUUUAUAAUAUUAUUACAUUUGUCGUCUGCACCCAAUGUUUGGAAAUAUAAAUGUAAUUUAGAGUUCUCAGAUUUUAAAUGAUUUUUCGAAAGAAAAAUAUUAUAAAUAUUUACGUAUAUAUAAUGCUGAAAUCCAAAGUUUAUACAAUAUAUCUUGUAAGAAAUCUUAAUGUUAUGUAAUUAAUUAAUAUGCAUAGAUACGUAUACAAUUAUAAGCAAUGAAUCCGUCCAUAUAUAUUAAUGAUAACAAUGAUAAUUCGUAAAAUAGUAUAGUAUUUACAAAUGAAUAUUUUAUACGUAUUAUCAAAGAUUAUAUAAAACAUUUAUAUGUAGAACAUUAGAAAAGAAAUUGCUAUCGUUUAUAAUUCUUUAAUAUUCACUAUGUAACUAUUAUAUAUCAAAUUGUUUAACAUAGCAGCACCUUGAUCACUUGUACAAUUAAAUAAUAGGCAAUUUAUAUUAAUAUACUUUCAGUUUUCACUGCGUUAAGUAAUUAUUAUCAAUAAUAUGUAUGAUAUAGUUGAAACAAUAAAAUUACAUAAAAAGAAAGUUAUAUAUCGAUUAUAUUCAGUCAUCUUAUGUAUAGUACGUCCGUUUUAAAUGUAUACACGGGAUUAUUAAAAAUCGUAAUCAUUAAAAAUCUAAAAAAUGUUUCAGAUGAAUGUUAUCAAUGUCAACUUGUUCCUAUUGUCUCUUUGAAAUUAGCAUGAAAGCACAUAAACUCCGAGUAACUUUUCUGCUGUAUAGAUCGGGUAACGUUAAUGAAGAGGGUACAUCAAAUUUGAAGCCGGCACGUGUAAAAUACAUGUGUGGGUAGUGUUUUGA